Xylaria bambusicola is the source of this 876-nucleotide messenger RNA. RefSeq lists its product as uncharacterized. The record is from RefSeq and is a predicted model, not a curated record. Bases 1 to 876 code for a protein of 291 amino acids. The transcript is spliced from 2 exons. Lineage: Eukaryota; Fungi; Ascomycota; Sordariomycetes; Xylariales; Xylariaceae.
AUGGAGAGGCAUUCUAAAUCCCCCUGCGAAUUGCCCGCCGCACAGAAGAACGAAAAUGACGGGCUUCCACAAGAAGAUCUUGACGCCGUGGAGGAUGAUAAGGACAUACCUGUGAAACGUGAGACGUCGCCUAGCUCCGAUGACGCCAGGAUCGGGUUAAUGGAAUAUGCGCCCUUUCCCGCUCAUUUGAGUCAGGCUUCUAGUAGUCAUGGCAUUGGGCGCGGGACUAUGAAGCAGGAACAAAUCAAGCAGGAACCAACCUUCCAGGAGCAAAACGACCUUGCAUCCACAAGGCACUACCACUACGGAGGGCCAAUGCUGGAUCGGAUGGGCGAUCAUGGGAAUCCUUGGCCAGUGCCACAGAGUCAUGGCGAUGCGAGUGUCGCCAUGCACCCGCCGCCUCCAGAUUCAUCCAACCUCAAUCCGGCUACUCAGGGGGCAGUGGGCCACUCCGAUAUCACAGACAUAUAUAGCUUAGCAAUUUCCCAACAGAAUAGAGCUUACAACUUGAUGCACUCGACAUCGGCCUACCAAGACCAAAAUCUGUUGGAGCUGGGGAAGAAGGUGUUCCUCACCAUCGUGGACAAUGAGAACUACUUGACCCCUGCCAACUUCGACCGCGCUCGAUUCCAGAUCUUCGAUGCGCAGAUGAAUGACCUGGAGAACCAGAUCAAGGCGAGGAUUGAACAGGUAAAACGAGCCGAAGCGCUAGGCAGAACUAGGCUGGACGAUUUCCAGAUGCAGCUGAGGCUCCUGGAGCAACAGAACCGCCGAAGGCUCGGGUUAAGCAGGCAGAGACAGGAGGAGAAAGAGUACGCCAGAAAACACAAGCGCAGGAGUGCAAGGCUGUCCGCAAAAGCGAAUGCGCCUCUGUAA